AUGCCACCACCGUCAGAAGCGCGACAACUUCCCGCACAUCAUCCAGCGACGAGACGUCCUCCACAAUCACCUGAUGGUAUUUUAGCGGAGGCCGAAGCGCAAUGGCUCUACACCGAAGCGGAAUUGGCAAACUCGCCUUCCAUUCAGGAUGGCAUGCCACAAGCAGAAGAGCAGGCUGUGCGCGCUAAAGGCGUGAAUUUCAUUGUGCAAGUGGGGAUCCUGCUCAAGUUACCUCAACUUACGCUGAGCACAGCCUCUAUUUACUUCCAGCGGUAUCUCAUGCGGGCAAGCUUGAAGAGCGAGCGCAAUGGCUUCCCAAAGUUACAUCAUUACCAGGCAGCUGGUGUUGCAUUGUUCGUUGCCACGAAGGUGGAGGAGAGCUGUAGGCGGCUUCGCGAUUUGAUUCUCGCGCUAUGUCGCGUUGCUCAGAAAAAUCCCAACCUUAUAAUCGACGAUCAGAGUAAAGACUGGUGGCGUUGGCGAGAUUGCCUCCUUUUCAAUGAGGACGUCAUGAUGGAAGCAAUCUGUUUCGACUACACCAUUGAGUCCCCGCACAGGCAACUGUUCGGUAUGCUCAAGUUCAAUGGCGUUGAGCAUAACAAACGCCUUCGCAAUGCCGCGUGGGGUUUCGUGACUGACAGCAAUAAUACACAGUUGUGUCUUCUGUUCAACAGCCGCACCAUUGCUGUGGCCAGCUUAUACGCCGCGUGUAGAUAUUGUGAUGUGCAACUCCCAGACGAUAACAGAGGACGACCGUGGUGGGAAGCUCAGCAUGUCAGCCUGCAUGAUGUCCGCAAAGCAAUGGACCACAUGCUCGCGAACUACGACCAUGCUGCUGAUAAGAUCAACGGCAUUGCCACAAGCAGUGGGGUAGAUGGAAAUGGCUCUAUAUAUGCCGGACUCGCUACACCGACCAACGAAGGUGGACUCGACGGUUGGGACAGCACAAGAGUGAAGGGCGAUGGUCAAGGGUCCACGGCAUCCAUCAGACCUCCGGGUAGUGAGAGGAGGUCGAGCAAUGCUAGCAGCAUUGGAAUCAAGCGUGGUCGCGAAGGUAGCCCCGUUACUGCCAAUGGCGAGACAAAUUCGCACAACGGCACAGCGAACGAAGAGGCACUCUCUAAGCGACAACGCGUGGACGAAGCCGCAAUCAUACGGAACCAAUCCACGAUAAAACGUGAGGAAAGAAGGAAGCCGCAAAGUGCUGAUACAGAAACGACAUCGGCAUUAGCCAAAUCUGCGAAAACCGAUGAAGGAGAGGUCAGCGAAGAGGGGGAGGUGGAGGAAUAA
Dissoconium aciculare CBS 342.82 is the source of this 1290-nucleotide messenger RNA. Its product is annotated as cyclin-like protein. Gene Ontology annotation, molecular function: cyclin-dependent protein serine/threonine kinase activator activity. Gene Ontology annotation, biological process: positive regulation of DNA-templated transcription, elongation; regulation of transcription by RNA polymerase II. The transcript has a single exon. The record is from RefSeq and is a predicted model, not a curated record. Bases 1 to 1290 code for a protein of 429 amino acids. Gene Ontology annotation, cellular component: cyclin/CDK positive transcription elongation factor complex; nucleus. NCBI's taxonomy places the organism in Eukaryota, Fungi, Ascomycota, Dothideomycetes, Mycosphaerellales, Dissoconiaceae.